CCACUAGUCACCUUUCUUCUUUUUUCCUCUGUAUUUAGCACAUUAAUAUCUUCUUCACUUGCUUUACCAAAAGAAGAGAGUUGGAAAAAUGGAGUCAGUCCUUCUGUAUACAGCUCCAGCAACUACAAGUAGUAGCAGCAGGGAGACAUUCUUGCCACCACUUGAUGCUCCUUUUCAUCUUCCAUUUUCGAGAAGCUACGUGAAGUGUUGGGGGUUUUCGUUAUCCUUCAGAAAGCCUAGGAAAUGCAAAGUCUUUAGUUGCAAUGUGAAAGUAGAGGAUGAGGCUUGUGAAUUGGUUAACGGAGUUGAGCUUUCCAUUGAGGAUGGAGUUGAUAGCAUCGAUGCUUAUCUUUGCAACGCGGUAAAGAACAACAAUGGUACUGGCAUUUUGCUCUUAUCUGAUAUCUUUGGCUAUGAGGAUUCAUUUACCAGAGAUUUUGCAUAUCGUGUUGCAUGCAACGGGUACAAUGUUCUGGUACCGGAUCUGUUUCGUGGCAAUCCAUGGGGAAAGGACAAACCUCAGGCUUCGUUUGAGCAAUGGUGUGGUAGUCUAGACAAACAACGGGUUGUAAGAGACAUAUUCACAUCGACGAAAUGGAUGGUCAAUGAAUUUGUGGCUGCAGGAAUCUCAAAGAAGUUUGGUGUCAUUGGAUUUUGCUUUGGAGGUGGCCUAUUAAUAGACAUAUUGGCUCAAGACCAGGGUUCUCAGUUUGGUGUUGGAAUCUCAUUCUAUGGCACACGGAUUGACGUAUCUGUUGCUAGCAAGAUUAAGGUUCCACUACUACUCAUUGCAGGCGAUAACGAUUCACUUUGUUCUGUAAAUGUAUUGAAGGAGGUUGAGGAAAAUGCUAAUGGUUGCAAAGUGGUGGUUUUUGAGGGACGGGGUCAUGGUUUUGCCCAUCGACCUCAAUCUUUAGACGACGAUAAAGAUGCAGAAGAGGCUUUCUUGAUGAUGAGAAACUGGCUGCAUGAUGGCUUAGUUUCUGAAAAUUGAUACUAUUGCUGUGAAUAGUCUUAUUUGGUGAAAUAAAUUCUUGCCAAUUCGAAACUUCC
Molecule: messenger RNA, 1053 nt
Organism: Nicotiana attenuata
Lineage: Eukaryota; Viridiplantae; Streptophyta; Magnoliopsida; Solanales; Solanaceae
Product: carboxymethylenebutenolidase homolog
Exons: 3
Coding region: 89-994 (301 amino acids)
Molecular function (GO): hydrolase activity
Source: RefSeq, a predicted model, not a curated record